GCAGAUCUUGACGAGGCAAUUGAGCAUCAUCGUGCCGCCUUGGACCUUCACCUCGAGGGCCAUCCCGAUCGUUCCGCAUCUCUAAGCAAUCUUGCAAUUUCCCUUCGUACUCGAUUUGGACAACAUGGACAGAGUGCAGAUCUUGACGAGGCCAUUGAGUAUCAUCGUGCUGCCUUGGACCUUCGCCCCGAGGGCCAUCCCGCUCGUUCUGCAUCUCUGAACAAUCUUGCGAUUUCCCUCCAUACUCGAUAUGAACAACAUGGACAGAAUGCAGAUCUUGACGAGGCCAUUGAGUAUCAUCGUGCUGCCUUGGACCUUCGCCCCGAGGGCCAUCCCGAUCGCUCUGGGUCUCUGAACAAUCUUGCGAUUUCCCUCCAUACUCGAUAUGAACAGUAUGGACAGAGUGCAGAUCUUGACGAGGCCAUUGAGUAUCAUCGUGCUGCCUUGGACCUUCGCCCCGAGGGCCAUCCCGCUCGUUCUGCAUCUCUGAACAAUCUUGCGGUUUCCCUUCAAACUCGAUUUGAGCAACAUAGACAGAGUGCAGAUCUUGACGAGGCCAUUGAGCAUCACCGUGCUGCGUUGGAACUUCGCCCCGAGGGCCAUCCAGAUCGUUCUACAUCUCUGAACAAUCUUGCGGUUUCCCUUCAAACUCGAUUUGAGCAACAUAGACAGAGCGCAGAUCUUGACGAGGCCAUUGAGCAUCACCGUGCUGCGUUGGAACUUCGCCCCGAGGGCCAUCUUGAUCGUUCUACAUCUCUGAACAAUCUUGCGGUUUCCCUUCAAACUCGAUUUGAGCAACAUAGACAGAGCGCAGAUCUUGACGAGGCCAUUGAGCAUCACCGUGCUGCGUUGGAACUUCGCCCCGAGGGCCAUCUUGAUCGUUCUACAUCUCUGAACAACCUUGCAGGUUCCCUCCAUACUCGAUUUGAACAACAUGGACAGAGUGCAGAUCUUGACGAGGCAAUUGAGCAUCAUCGUGCUGUCUUGGACCUUCGCCCCGAGGGCCAUCCCGAUCGUUCUACAUCUCUGAACAACCUUGCAGGUUCCCUCCAUACUCGAUUUGAACAACAUGGACGGAGUGCAGAUCUUGACGAGGCGAUUGAGCAUCAUCGAGCUGCCUUGAACCUUUUCCCUGAGGGCCACCCCAAUCGUUCCGCAUCAUUGAAGAACUUGGCUUCUUCAUUGCUAUCUGAAUCUGAUAAUUCUGGGAACGUGGACACCUUUGAAGAGUGCAUGCUACUACUCGAACAGGCAGCCGUACAUAGGUUUUCAGGCCUGGUAGUGCGUUUCGAGGCUGCCAGUCAAUGGGCUAACCGUGCUCGAAAUCACUCACAUCAUACUACAUCCAGAGCUUUCAAGCUCGCAAUAUUGCUCCUACAACAAGCUGCAAUUAAGUACGGCAUACUCACAUUAGACGCUGUAGCCUAUGCUGUAGAGGGAAAUAGGCUCGAAGAAGCUAUAGAAAUACUUGAGCAGGGGAGAGGUUUACUCUGGUCACAGAUGCGUGGUUUCAGAACGCCUCUAGAUCGCCUUACAGAGACAAACAGAGAGCUUGCUGAUAGAUUCAAGAAUGUUAGUCGCCAAUUGGAGCACCUUGCAACAGCUUCUCCUGCGUUGCAGCUUAAUUCAAACGCGACAGGAAGCCGAACAUCCGGGCUGGACGUACAUAGAGAACGGAAACUGUCUGAGGAGAGGCUGAAGCUGAAGAAGCAACUCUCUGGCAAACAGGAGGAGAUUAUUAACAAGAUACAACAAAUUCCUGGGUUUGAGAACUUUCUUGCAGCUACGCCGUUCAAAGUGCUCCAGCAAGCAGCGUCGGAGGGUCCCGUAAUUGUGGUCAAUCUCAGCAGAUAUCGAUCCGAUGUGCUCAUCGUCCUUUCCUGUGAGGAGUCCCCAGUCGUCUGUGUUCCAUUAGAUGGAGAGUUCGCCAAGGAUAGCGUUAAACUGUUUGCCGGACUCGUGGGAACGCGCAUGAAAUCCGGGGCUGAGUCACCAGAGUAUGACAAGGUACUCCGCAGUGCGAUGAAGGUGUUGUGGGAUAGGGUGGUCUCCAAAGUCGUCGACAAACUAAAGGAGCUCGGAAUUGCCGAAGGAUCACGUAUUUGGUGGUGUCCUACGUCUUGGUUGUCUACGCUUCCAUUCCACGCCGCAGGCCCGUUCGAGGAUACAGACGGCGGUACGAAGUAUCUGCUGGACAAAUACAUCUCGUCAUAUACCCCGUCACUCGGAGCACUCAUCAAUGCACGAUUAGAUGGGAGCGGAGGAGAUCCGACAGUGCUUGUAAUUGGAGAUACUUCACUUUCCAUCAGCUAA
Fomitiporia mediterranea MF3/22 is the source of this 2313-nucleotide messenger RNA. RefSeq names its product TPR-like protein. The transcript is spliced from 2 exons. NCBI's taxonomy places the organism in Eukaryota, Fungi, Basidiomycota, Agaricomycetes, Hymenochaetales, Hymenochaetaceae. The annotation marks the transcript as partial. Gene Ontology annotation, molecular function: protein binding. The record is from RefSeq and is a predicted model, not a curated record.